Juglans regia (Persian walnut) is the source of this 650-nucleotide messenger RNA. RefSeq lists its product as uncharacterized. The record is from RefSeq and is a predicted model, not a curated record. Bases 135 to 329 code for a protein of 64 amino acids. The transcript has 2 exons. NCBI's taxonomy places the organism in Eukaryota, Viridiplantae, Streptophyta, Magnoliopsida, Fagales, Juglandaceae.
GUCAGGUGCUGGGCAUAUUGUUCAGUUUCCUCUUUCUCGAGGGCAAUCUAUUAGGAAGCAUCCCUAAGAGUGUGCUGCGAUUUUCCGAGCAAGAGAGCGAGCGAGAGCAAGAGAUAUUACGGAAAGGAAACGCCAUGACGGGAGAAGAGGUCGCGGGUCCUGCCGCCCCCAAGGUCCUCCGUCUGCUAUAUUUUGUCGGUGCUGGAUUCAUUUGCACGGCUGCAAUUAACAAGUGGCGGCAGCUGGAGCGUAAAGCAAUGCUACAGAAGCAGCAGGGGAAUCAAUUGCCUGAAGAUUCAGCAAACGCGGUGCAAAAGGCCGUCGAUUAAUUGUAAGUUUCUUUACUUUCUUUUCACCGUUAGAGUUUGAUUAGGAGAAGAAGACGAUGUUAAACUAUGACGUAUGUUAUUGAUUGGAGAUUGUAAUCUUCAAAACAUGUAGCCUUUUCCGUUUCCUGAUCCUUUUAAUCGCCUUUUUUCAAGGAAUAGGAAGAGGAAAAUUGUUGUUGGGAGCAUGUAAAUGUUUCAAUGCUUUCCAUUGCUAGACUUCUUUGCUGAGCACAUUCGAGUGUGGGUGCAUAUGCCAUUCUAAACGGUUACAUAUACAUGAGGAGAAGAGGAAAACGAAUGUAGUACUUAAAUUCACAACCA